Molecule: messenger RNA, 1967 nt
Organism: Anoplopoma fimbria (sablefish)
Lineage: Eukaryota; Metazoa; Chordata; Actinopteri; Perciformes; Anoplopomatidae
Gene: mnd1
Product: meiotic nuclear divisions 1 homolog (S. cerevisiae)
Exons: 8
Coding region: 174-791 (205 amino acids)
Biological process (GO): reciprocal meiotic recombination
Cellular component (GO): nucleus
Molecular function (GO): double-stranded DNA binding
Source: RefSeq, a predicted model, not a curated record
GAGGAUCAGUGAAGGCAGCAGAGGCCCCGUGACUCCCUACCGCGGGAAUUUCAGUACUGUCGGAAUUAUUUGUUUCCUAUUUGGAUUACAAACAUAACAACAGCGCUAUACAACAUAUUGUGAAGCAAGCUAUUACUAUCAGCUGACGUUGCUGGCACAGCCAACGCAAUACAAUGUCAAAGAAGAAAGGACUCAGUUUGGAGGAGAAGAGAACUCGCAUGAUGGAGAUUUUCUUUGAAACGAAAGAUGUGUUUCAGCUGAAAGACAUUGAGAAGAUCGCCCCUAAAACAAAGGGAAUAACUCCCAUGUCUGUGAAGGACGUGCUGCAGAGCCUGGUGGAUGACAGCAUGGUGGACUGUGAACGAGUGGGUACAUCGAACUACUACUGGGCCUUUCCCAGCAAGGCCCUGCACGCUCGCAAGCGCAAACUGGAGGAUCUGCAAACCCAGAUUUCUGAAGCAAAGCAGCGGAAAGUUUCUGCACAGAAAGCGGUUGAAAAAGCGAAAGUAGGACGUCAAGAUACAGAGGAGAGGAGCUCUCUGCUGAAGGAGUUGCAGGCCCUGAGAGAGGAGCGAACUCAGCUGCAGGCCGAGUUGGAGAAGUACAGAGAAUGUGACCCAGAGGUCAUUGAGGACAUGAGAAAGACAAAUGUCGAAGCAAAAGAAGCUGUUUCCAGGUGGACAGACAAUAUUUUUGCCAUCAAGUCAUGGACCAAGAAGAAGUUCUCCUUUGAUGACAGCCGCAUUGAUAAAGCCUUUGGGAUCCCUGAGGAUUUCGACUACAUGGACUAAAAGCUUACUCUUUUUUUUUUUUAACCAGAGCUCAUAGUCACAGUAAGCUAAAUAAUAAGCGUUAAAGCUGCAGUUUGAAGCCAGCAGUCAUAAUUUAUGUUCUGUGUAUUAGAGUGAAAACAAAUGCACCAGGACCAGGCCUUUUCAUGGGCUUGGAUUAAGGACGGAUAUCAGUCAUUUUGCUGUGGCAGAUGGACUUUAUCAGCCGAUAUGUUGUUUUGGUGCAACCAGAGAAGAGCAGCACGGAGCAUUAGUGGCUGUGGAGGGUGAGGGGCUUCCGUGAUGAACACAACCUAGUAGCCUGACUUUAUGGACACCUGUUUGCAUGAAAACUGAGAGCCCCACUCUGAUGAUGGAAAGUAAUCUACACUUAACACAUCUGUGCAGCCAAUGGGUCUAAUUUAAAUGGUUCAAACAGAUGGUGAAGAAUCAAAUCCUUUUUUCUAGGAAAAACUAUUUUUGAGCAACAUCCAGUCCUCUUUGUUUGACAAAAAAGUGAACAGAGGACCAACGGGAUAAUUAAAUUACAGAGGAUACGUUAAGGAUAUGUUACGUGUGCAAAUGCUGUAAAUAUUUCAAAUAUGUUAACCUUUUUGCAGAACCUCUUUUAUGGUGCUGCAAAUAAAAUGUCCCUUUUGAGUUAUACAAGCCGUUUACUGCCGUUGUAUUCAUACUCAAACUUAGUGUGCAGUUUUAAAAUGUAUUAACAACAGGCCUCCUUUCUUUUGUUCUUUCAAGUCUUUAGAAAUUACCACUGAAAAGUCUGUCACUAAAGCACAUUCUUUUCAGAGCUACACACCAUGAACAAAAAAAGGAAUACUGUUGUCAUGACAUGUCGAGAAUGACUAUUGCCCUUGUUAUUUUCCUCCCUUUUUUUUUUCCUGUGUCAAACCAGAGACAAAACAGGUAGUUGUGUGUUCUGUGCGUAGUGUUUACUCACUGACCUAGUUGACAAGGCCAGUGUGUCUGGGUUUGUUGAUCUAAAUUUCAAAUGUGCGAGUCUCGUCUUACUCACCAGUUAAGUUUUCUUUCCAGUAGACGCAUGAUACGCAAACGUAUUGUUAGUUCUCGGAUGAGUCAGGACUUUCUUUUAUUUAUAAUGUCACUAAGUGCAAGUUAUUUUGUAUCUGUAAGGCACCAAAGAAGAUGUUUGUAUUAAGUGACAAAUGUUUUGUG